Molecule: messenger RNA, 936 nt
Organism: Echinops telfairi (small Madagascar hedgehog)
Lineage: Eukaryota; Metazoa; Chordata; Mammalia; Afrosoricida; Tenrecidae
Gene: OR5BS1
Product: olfactory receptor 8S1
Exons: 2
Coding region: 1-936 (311 amino acids)
Biological process (GO): G protein-coupled receptor signaling pathway
Cellular component (GO): membrane
Molecular function (GO): olfactory receptor activity; G protein-coupled receptor activity
Source: RefSeq, a predicted model, not a curated record
AUGGAAGUCAGCAAUGUAACCACAGUCACUGCCUUUGUUCUCCUGGGACUAUCCAACGACCCUCAAAUCCAGGUACUACUCUUUGGGCUAUUCCUGGUAAUUUACCUUUUGACCCUCACAGGGAACCUGAUGAUGAUACUGGUGAUCAACACUGAUUCCCACCUCCACACCCCCAUGUAUUUCUUCUUGAGUCACCUCUCCUUCCUGGAUGCUUUCUAUUCCUCAACCAUUGUGCCUAAACUGCUGGAAAGCCUUCUUUUUAAGUGGAAGACUAUAUCUUUCCUUGAGUGUUUUGCCCAGAUUUUCUUGGUCAUAUUUUCUGGGGCCACUGAAGCCUGCAUCCUUUCAGUCAUGGCCUAUGACCGGUUCCAGGCUGUGUGUCACCCACUGUUGUAUACUUUGGCUAUGAACAAGAAGGUAUGCACUGGCCUGGUGGUAGUAAGCUGGGCCUUCGGAAUAGGAGCCAGCCUGAUUAACACUCUCCUCUUGGCUCAGCAGUACUUUUGUGGCCCCAACCUUGUUCGCAGUUUUGCCUGUGAGCUUCCCCCAAUGCUCCUGUUGACCUGUUCUGACCCUUCCACUAGCAUUGCCUGUAUCUUGACCAGCCUUGUGGUCCUGGGCCUGGGCACCCUUGUCCCACUGCUGGGGUCCUCUACUCGCAUCAUCAUGACCGCUCUGGGAAUCAACUCUGCCAAGGGUCGGAGCAAGAUCUUCUCCACCUGCUCUUCUCACUUCCUUGUGAUCACCAUCUUCUAUGGUUCAGGAUUUUUCAGGUACAUGACUCCAUCAUCUGGCUCAGCCCUGGAACAAGUAGUCUCUGUGCAGUACAGUGUGGUGACCCCGAUGAUAAACCCCCUCAUCUACAGUCUGAAGAACCAAGAAGUGAAGGCAGCUCUCAGGAGGAUGUUGGUCAAGAAGUCCAGACCUACCUUCUAG